AUGGACGUGAACACAACCCCUCCUCCAAUACCAAGUCGUGCGCGGCAACAUGCUCGUCGAAAGUCACUGCAAGGUCCCUCGGCGCAUUCUUCCAACCGUGUACACGUGCAGCCAGCCUCACCAGAGGUGAUCUCGUCAUUAAUCACUUCCCUUUCAAUCAUAUCUUCUCCGGCGAACCAGCUCUUCGAAAAUACUGCGCAAUCUUCGCCUGCCUCCCCCGCUUCAACAAACGCGACCUUCCAAACAUUUGGUCAAUUGAACGGAAGUAAUGGUCCUCGGUCGUCGGGUGGAAGUUUUGGUAUAGAUUACGGCGCAUAUGAGCAACCAUCACUCCGCGACUUAAUUGCAGAAGAGUCUUUGGACGAACUUGCUGCGAGUCCUCCUGUCAUACGUACAGCCAAACCACCAUCCGGAUUUUCACCUCUUACAGCGCCACGAUCACCUCAAUCAAGCCCUCUAAAGACUUUCCUGCGAGGAACCUCAAGGCCAUCUUCGAAAGGGUCUACGGGUUCGAAAGAGAAAGACGAUGCAAGCAGCAUUGGCAAUCUCUCUAUCGAACCGGGAAUAGUUCCAGGUCCUGAAUUACGAAGAAAAAAAUCGAGUGACAGCUGGGGCAAGAAACAAGCAAGAAAUCAACGAGGGCUGAUGUACAUGAGUUCCAAAGAACGGUUACGGGAGAAGGAGCAGGAGCGGAAGAGAGCUAGUGUUGGAGCUGUGGGAGGAAAUACAAAAGGACUUGGUUUGGAUCGCAUUCCGCUACCGCAAUUCGACUCGGACUCAUUCAUGGCAGAAAAUGCGAUCGGAGAGGAGCCCGAGGAGUCAUCGCCAACUCGGCGCAAUGCCAAUUCGGGAUUACACAACGAGGACAAUGUAAGUCCAGCCCUCAGCACUGGUAGUCAGGGUGGUAUUGGAUCUGGCAGAUUUAUCCCAACUCGAGACUCAUCCCUACGAAAGCCUGCCACAACGCCCAAGAAGCGGACUUCUCAAAAACCGAACCGACAGAGCGGAAAACAGAAGGCAAAUGACGACGCCGAUGAUACAAUCCAUGAGCAUGACAAGCAACAGCAAGAUCGCAAACGCGAACGAAGCAAGAGGGAACACAAGCCCAGCGAAGCCACUUCUAAGAUGAUGGAGCCGUUGGAUAACUUAGAAAUGCCCACAGCAAAGACGACGACUUUGGCAAGCAAACAGGUUGCUGGAAGUGCUAAGGUUGAUCAGUUGCGCGUUAUGCAGGAUACCGAAGAAGGUGCUCCUUCACCAGCUGUCGCUCAGCGGAAAGCAAGACCAAGCCCAGAUCGAGGUAAUCGGUCGUCCAGCCAGAAGAGAAGAUCCGGCAAAGCUACCCCUGAACCGCUUGAGACUCCCCAAUCCAAACGAACUGGGUCACGACUGAAGCGGUUAUCUGCUCCAUUAAGUCCCAGGGCUAGCGACAGAGACUCGCAUCAACGAAGUAGCUCAAAUCCACUGUCAAGAGUUGGUUCACCCGAACCUACCAAGGCACCUCAAAUCCAUGUGGAUGACAGACCUACGAGUGCAGAUUCCAUCGAUGAUGCCGUGGAAGCAUAUCUUUGCUCUCCUCGAUUAUCGCAGAAAAUCAGACAUCCCCAGACGGGUAGAACUAUUUCAUUCUCUGAAGUCGGCGAUUCAGAGGGAUUCGCAGUUUUCUGUUGUGUUGGCAUGGGCCUGACAAGAUACAUCACAGCAUUCUAUGACGAGCUUGCCCUUACUCUGAAGCUGCGAUUGAUUACACCAGAUAGACCAGGUGUGGGGGAUAGUGAACCAUACAAUGAUGGAACUGCAACACCACUCAGUUGGCCAGAUGAUGUUUACGCAAUAUGCCAAACAUUGAAAAUCACAAAGUUCUCCAUUCUGGCUCACUCAGCUGGUGCCAUCUAUGCACUCGCAACUGCUCUUCGGAUGCCUCAGCAUAUCCGUGGUCGCAUCCAUCUACUUGCACCGUGGAUCCCCCCUUCUCAGAUGAGCGUCUUUGGUGCUCAAGUCGCCUCACCACCUACCAACUCAAUUCCGACGUCACAACGGAUUCUCAGAGCGCUUCCAACUCCCAUCCUGAAAGCCGCAAACUCAAGCUUCAUGAGCGCCACGAGUAGCUCGAUCACGAGCAGCCUACCAAAGUCUCAACGACGAGGUAAACGUAAGUCGACAACAGGGCGUGAUACCCCCGCCACUAGCGGAAGAAGCACUGUUACACCUGGUCUGGAUAAGGAGAAUCAUGGAAGAAACUCAACAAUAUACCCAGAUCCUUCCGAGGCCGGAGCUUUGGAACGAGCAGCUAAGGAUCCAAGUGAUCCGAAUAAUGAAGCCGCCAUUCUAGCCGCUGCUGCAAGCACCUUGGCCGAUAAGGAAAGACAGAUGACCUACGACACAAGGCUCACUCACGCCAUUUGGGAUCUGGCUACCUCCGGCGCGAACCCUGCAGUUGACCUACUGGUGUGUCUGGAAAGAAGGCAUACGAUCGGGUUCAGAUAUGUAGACAUCACUCGAGCUGUGGUCAUCCACCAUGGCAGCAAAGACACUAGAGUUCCUGUUGAGAAUGUCAGGUGGCUAGGCAAGACGAUGAGGAGAUGUGAAGUGCGAGUCCUCGAGGGUGAGGGGCAUGGACUCAUGGCUUCAGCUGCUGUCAUGGGUGGUGUCUUGAUGGAGAUAGCAAGAGAGUGGGAAGAUUGGAUGAAAGUGACAGGCUCAUCCGCAGGGUCAAAGAGUGAAGGGGGACGGCGAACAUUGAGGGAAAGAGCUAGCGUCAGUGCUUUUAGGUGA
Hyaloscypha bicolor E is the source of this 2775-nucleotide messenger RNA. Its product is annotated as alpha/beta-hydrolase. The coding region runs from base 1 to 2775 and encodes 924 amino acids. The record is from RefSeq and is a predicted model, not a curated record. The transcript is spliced from 2 exons. NCBI's taxonomy places the organism in Eukaryota, Fungi, Ascomycota, Leotiomycetes, Helotiales, Hyaloscyphaceae.